ACAGAGUUUUCAGGAGUGAUUGCUCCACUAGAGAAGUGUAUGAGAAAGGAGCUAAGGACGUUGCGAUUUCAGUAGUCAAUGGAAUUAAUUCAAGUGUUUUUGCAUAUGGACAAACGAGCAGUGGAAAGACGUUCACGAUGACUGGAAUAACCGAGUUUGCAAUAUCUGACAUAUAUGAUUACAUACAAAAGCACCCAGAAAGAGAUUUUGUGUUGAAAUUCUCGGCUAUGGAGAUAUACAAUGAAUCUGUUAGGGACCUCUUAAGUGUAGAUACUACUCCACUAAGACUCCUUGAUGAUCCUGAG
Messenger RNA from Striga hermonthica, 305 nucleotides. The record is from the annotation of a GenBank genome assembly. NCBI's taxonomy places the organism in Eukaryota, Viridiplantae, Streptophyta, Magnoliopsida, Lamiales, Orobanchaceae.